AUGUACGACCCAGUAGAUUCAUCCGGAAUGCCCCUUCGAAUAGCCGACUCAGCGCCGCGCUUUGCAGGCAAUUAUACUCAACUCGUCAACUUCCUGGAGUCAGUAGAACAACUUGCGCAACCGCUUGGUUUAUCGGACAAGGAGAUCAUCAAGUAUGCACUGAAGUAUACAGCGCCUAAACAAAGGCAGCUUCUCUCAUACUACGAAGGUGACAACUAUGUAGAAUUCGCUGAUCAUGUCUUGUAUUUCUAUCUAGAAUGUGGUGUUGACCACUAUACGCGCCCUAUCUUUGAAAAACCAGCCACCAUCGAAGCGCCCCUUGCAAGCGCACCUCCGCAACCAGAAUGCGCUCAAGAGCAACCAGAAGUAGAAGCCAUCGCACCAAUACCUGAACUCGAAGUAUGCGAGCCAUCAAUCACCGUCCAAAUCUCCCAGAAGCGCCUCUGGAGGGAUUAUACCCCACCAUUCACGAUGACUCUAAACAUCCAUGCACCUAAACGCGCCAAUUCCGGAGCCUCUGCAGUACCAGAGGCUAAUAAGCGCCGCUAUCCUCCGACCAGGUUAUGUCCCCUGAAACAUCCGCACAUUAGCGCGCCUAUUCCGGAGCCUUCUGAAGCACCAGAGGCUAAUAAUGCGCCGCUAUCCGACCAGGUUAUGUCCCCGGAAACUCCGUCUGUCGUUGACACAUCCGUGCUCAUCGCGCUUUCCGCACUCAGUGACCAUCCGCAGGUGCAAUAUCCGUGCACCAUACCGCUGCCAGUCAGUGAUGACUUUAAACAUCUAUCCGUAGUCAGGGAUGACUCUAAACAUCCAUCGCAUCUUAACGCGCCUGUUGCAGAGUCUUCUGCAGUACCAGAGGCUCAAAACACACCACCUUCCGACCAGAGUAUAUCUCUGGUAACCCCAUCCGUCACUGAUCAUUCUGCGCAUUCCGCGCUUUCCGCUUACAGUGAUUACCGUUUGCUGGUGAAACAUCCGUGCAUCACAUCGCCCAUCCGCCAAUUAGAUCAUGUCUUGCAUGACUCUGAUGCGCCUCCAGCGCGCCGCCAUACACCUGAGGUCGCGCAGGUCAUGCACCUAGAGGCAUUGUAUAUUCAUCCUCGUUCUAUAUCGCAUUUCUCGUCCAUUUCGUGUUUAAAGCUCUCAAGGAGCCAUAUGCCAGUCGCCAUUAUUUCGCCUGGAUCUCCGCAUCAUUUUAUUGUUAAUUCGUCCUUCAUGCACCGCAUUCGCGUGUCAUGCGCUUAUACUCCCGCGCUAUAUGCGCCCGCCAUUGCAGAAGAGCUUUCCUGCUAUCGCAUUUUUACCAUUUCAUCAGUUUUGAACCGCAUUUCUCUCAUCCAGAACCAGUCUCGUUUUAAUUUGCCGUCCAUGCGCAGCUUAUGCGCACAUUAUCCGACCAUAGAGCACCCCCACGCGCCUUAUAUCGCCCCAUUAGGGCGCGCCUUCAACUUGUACCGCAAGGUGCAAGAAUUCAUUCCACCGGUUACUAGUCCGCCCUCAAGCCGCAUUUGA
Molecule: messenger RNA, 1512 nt
Organism: Suillus subalutaceus
Lineage: Eukaryota; Fungi; Basidiomycota; Agaricomycetes; Boletales; Suillaceae
Exons: 2
Coding region: 1-1512 (503 amino acids)
Source: RefSeq, a predicted model, not a curated record